Molecule: messenger RNA, 989 nt
Organism: Ceutorhynchus assimilis (cabbage seed weevil)
Lineage: Eukaryota; Metazoa; Arthropoda; Insecta; Coleoptera; Curculionidae
Source: the annotation of a GenBank genome assembly
GGCCCUCAAGCCAGGCCAUUUGUUUUUGAGGUUGGGAAAAUAUAAACAAGAUUUAAAUUUUUUUGCCCUUGUAACUUGAAAAAUUGCAAUAAAAGUAAUUUUACGAAAAUAGAUCAGAAGUAUUGACAAUUUUUAAAGAAAAGGUCAAUAUUUCCUUCCACCUAGUUGUGAAAAAAAGUAGUGAAUAAAUUAGAGACACCAGAAGUUUGUGAUUCAAAAUGCCUAGUUGGGACCUAAUUCAACCUCAGUUAAGGUCCCUAACAAAUCCGGUUGUGUUCUUUGAUGUCUCCGUAGGAACCACUGAAAUUGGUAGAAUGAUAUUCGAGUUAUUCGCUGAUGUAGUUCCGCUAACUAGCGAGAACUUUAGACAACUAUGCACAGGAGAGUACAAAAAGGAUUCUGUUUCUUUAGGAUACAAGGGCGCUGGCUUUCACAGAGUCAUUAAAGAUUUCAUGAUACAGGGUGGAGAUUUUGUGAAUGGGGAUGGUACAGGUGUUAUGAGUAUAUAUGGAACAUCAACAUUUCCAGAUGAAAAUUUCACAAUAAAACAUGAUGGUCCAGGAUUACUUUCGAUGGCCAAUAGUGGCAAAGAUACUAACGGAUGCCAGUUUUUCAUUACUUGUGCCAAGUGUAACUUUUUAGACAAAAAACAUGUUGUGUUUGGUAGAGUUAUUGAUGGUCUCUUAGUUAUGCGUAAAAUUGAGAAUGUCCCUACUGGGCCUAAUAAUAAACCUAAGAUACCAAUAACAAUCACACAAUGUGGUCAGUUAUAAUUUUAUUUUAUGAAAAGACUUACAUUUUCACAACACAUAUUUUAACAAUACUAUCUUAAUUCAGGUGGAUUCAUCUUAAAGUCUUUUCAUAAACUAUAAUGAGUUUCCAUGAACUAACAACUCAUAAGAAUAUACAAUUUUACUCCUUUUUUAAUUUAAUUUUUUAACUAUGUAUUAUGAUUUUGAAAUAAAACAAAAUUAAUUGUUUCUUCUGCA